This is a messenger RNA of Pelobates fuscus (common spadefoot toad), 5449 nucleotides long. RefSeq names its product nebulette (gene NEBL). The transcript has 28 exons. Gene Ontology annotation, molecular function: actin filament binding. Bases 21 to 2957 code for a protein of 978 amino acids. Gene Ontology annotation, cellular component: focal adhesion; Z disc. Gene Ontology annotation, biological process: cardiac muscle thin filament assembly. Lineage: Eukaryota; Metazoa; Chordata; Amphibia; Anura; Pelobatidae. The record is from RefSeq and is a predicted model, not a curated record.
AUAUUAACAUUAAAGAAAGGAUGAAAAUCCCCAUUAUCAUCGACUCUGCUGCGGAUGACAGUGAUGAAGAACAAAAGGUUUUUCCAAACCCCGUUGUGGAAGACAGAAAACUUGAGUUUGCAAAGAAAUGCAGUGAAUUGAUAAGUGAUAUAAGCUACAAAGAGCAGUAUAAAAAGACGAAGGGGAAAUGCUUGUUUGUUCCUGACUUGGUUCCACUGAAAGUUGUGACAGAUUCCAUUUCUGAGACCAAAUAUAAACAGGACAGCAAGCAAAAACUACCAAACUCUCUGUACAAGAGGAUGCCAGCAACGAUUGAUAUUGUAUUUGCAAAACAAGUAGCUGAACUUCAGAGCGAGGUCAUAUACAGGCAAAAAUAUGAUGCAGAAAAAGGAAAAUCAAGCUAUGCACAGAUGCUGGAAACCCCAGAGCUUAAACAUGCCAAGGAGGUCAACAAGCACCAGAGUAAUUUAUCCUACAAAAAAGACCUGUCAAACACACACAAGUACACAGAUGUGUUGAACAGACCAGAUAUUCAAAAGGCAACAGAGAAUUCCAAGAUCAUAAGCAAUGUUGAUUAUAGGAAACAAAGAGGUGAGAUGAACAAGGAACACAUGGUUUUAGGCCGACCGGAUUUUGAACACGCGAGGAAAGUUUCAAAGCUUGCUAGUCAGGUGAAGUACAAAGAACAAUUUGACAAGGAAAUGAAGGAUCGGCAGACACGCUACAACCCUCUCGAUAGUGCUUCAUUCAUGCAAGCUCAAGCCGCAUCUGCUCUUGCAAGUAAUGUUGAAUAUAGGAAGGACUUGCAAAAUAUACAUGAUCCAAGUUCAGACCUGCCAAACUCGCUGUACCUGGAGCACGCCUUAAGAAUCAGCAAGUUGCAAAGCAAUAAUACGUACAAGAAAGAAUUCAAAGAAAAUAAGGGGAUCUGCCAUUUUUCUUUGGAUACAGCUGAACAGAUCCACCAUAAAGAAAAUGCAAUUCUACAGAGUCAGGUUAAAUAUAAGGAGAAAUAUGAACAAUCUAAAGGGAAAUCAUUGCUUGAAUUUGUUGAUACUCCGUCUUAUCAAGUUUCAAAGGAGGCUCAGAAGAUGCAGAGUGAGAAAUCAUACCGAAAAGAUUUUGAGGAAGGAAUUAAAGGAAGACCAGGAGGAGAUUUAGAUCUCACACCUAUGUUUCUCAAUGCAAAGCAUGCGACUAAUCUGCUUAACGAGAAAGAAUAUAAGAAAGAUUUUGAGGAAUGGAUCAAAGGAAAAGGACUGAGUGUCUUAGAAGAUACUCCAGAUCUAAUACGUGUGAAGAACGCUUCUCAAAUAUUUAGUGAGAAAGAAUAUCGGAAAGACCUUGAGAAUGAGAUUAAAGGGAAAGGCAUGGAGAUAAGUGCAGAUAUUCCUGAUAUGAUGAGAGCUAAGAGAGCUUCUGAAAUAUUCAGCCAGAAAGAAUACAGGAAAGACCUGGAAACAGAAAUUAAGGGGAAAGGAAUGUAUCCAUGUGCUGAUGACCCGGAGAUACAACGUAUCAAAAGGAACUCGGAGAUAGUGAGUGAGAAGGAAUAUAAGAAAGAUCUAGAGACUGAAAUAAAAGGGAAAGGAAUGCAGGUUGGACCAGAUCUUCCAGAGGUACAAUGGGCCAAAAGAGCCUGUGAAAUUGCAAGUCAGAAUAAAUAUAAAGAUGAAGCUGGGAAAAUGCUUUCCACUUAUUCCAUAAUAGCAGACACUCCAGAGAUUGCGAGAGUCAAAAAUACUCAAAAGAACAUAAGCUCUGUAUUAUAUAAAAAAGGUUUGGGAGCUGGAACAGCUGUUAAGGAAACACCAGAGACUGAAAGGGUUAGGAUCACUCAGCAAAAUAUCAGUACAGUGAAAUACAAAGAUGAAAUUGGGCCAGCUACUGCCAUUUCGGAUCUGCCAGAGAUACAGAGAGUAAAGGAAAACCAAAAAAAUAUCAGUAAUGUCCAGUACAAGGAACACCUUUGUAAAGCGACCCCUGUCACCAUCACUCCAGAAAUGGAACGAGUCAAGAAAAAUCAGGAGCACUUCAGCACGGUCCAUUACAAAGAAAAACUAGGGAAAGUCACCAAUGUUGGCCUUACCCCGGAGAUGGAGAGAGUGAAACGGAAUCAAGAAAACAUUAGUUCGGUUAAAUACAGCAGCGACUUGAAACAAAUGAAAGGUAGACGUAGCGUAAUUUUAGACACGCCAGAACUGAGGCAUGUCAAAGAAACGCAAAACAACAUAUCAAUGAUCAAAUACCAUGAAGAUUUUGAGAAGACGAAAGGUAGGGGCUUUACCCCAGUCGUAGAUGAUCCUGUGACCGAACGUGUUCGGAAGAAUUCACAAAUUAUCAGUGAUGCUGCCUAUAAAGGAGUCCAUCCCCAUGUGGUGGAAAUGGAUCGGAGACCUGGAAUUGUUGUUGACCUCAAAGUUUGGCGCACAGAUCCAGGUUCCAUCUUUGAUAUUGACCCUCUGGAAGACAAUAUUCAGUCUAGGAGUCUACGAAUGUUAACUGAGAAAGCAAGUCAUUACAGUAAGCAUCACUGCCACUCGGCCGGUGCUACUCAUGUGGGUCAGGUUGACGACAGGUCAGAAAUGUCAGAGAUGAACCCUAGUUUGUCUUACUGCAGUGAGGGCAGCAAGCCAUCUGGGGACGGAGCCCCAGUGUUACCUGGUGCAUACCAGCAGUCACCUCCGCAAAGCUAUGGGUACAUGCACCAGACCAGCAUGUCUUCUAUGAGGUCCAUGCAGUCCCCACAUGCACAAUCCCAGUCACAUUCUCUGAGUAUGAAAACAUUCAGGGCUAUGUACGAUUACAGUGCACAAGAUGAAGACGAAGUAUCAUUCCGGGAUGGCGAUUAUAUAGUCAAUGUGCAGUCCAUUGAUGAAGGUUGGAUGUACGGGACUGUACAAAGGACUGGGAAAGCAGGAAUGCUUCCGGCAAACUAUAUUGAGCUUUGUAACUGAUAGAACGCUUUACUUUCAUUUAUUUAGUACGCACUAUGCAUUUUUUUUAUGUUGGUGAGGAUUAGAUGGAUCAUGAAUUACUUAUCGUUCUAAAUCACAAAAUUAAAUUUUACAUGACGUGCUUAUGUAAAAAGCAGUGUCAUAGACUCUUAUAACAAGCUUCAUAUAUUGAUAGGAAAAUUAAAUAAAUUGUAAAUGGAAAUGGUGGCACAAUUACUAUUCUGCCCGACCUGUCAGCGCAAAAGGUUUUAAAUGGUACUGUACAGAAUUAAGUUUUAUUUUCCAUUGACGUCCACUCAUAUUUUCAUGCUUAAGCAGUUAAACAAACUACUCGAGGGCUGAUAUUAUUAGACAAUCCAUAAGGAAUAUUACAUGUGGUUUUAUAUAUUCUGCAUUACUAUACCUUAUAUAAUCUUUGUCUACCCAGUAAUGCUGGUAACUAUGGAUUAAUUACAUUUGCCAUAAUGCUUUAAUAUCCCUUUGACUUUUAAAUCCAUUCCAAUGGAUUCCAUAAAGAAUAAUCCAACAGCAGCCUUGUACUAGUAUGAAAUCUUAAAAUUAUAUUUUAAAAUAUAUAUUCCCUAAACUCCUGUAUCAAGCUCUUCUAAGACAAACAGUAUUACUCCUGUUCUUUACCAGUUGGGCUAAAACCUAUAGUGCUCUGUAAUAGUUUUCCCUUUGUCAACAUUAUUCACAGUAUCCUAAUUAAAACUACUUGUACAAUGAUAUUAAUAGGUAAACAAAAAUAUAGAAAACCAAAAGAAUAAAAAAAGAAUAUAUAUAUAUAUAUAUAUAUAAAAAGUAUCUUUCUUUUGCUUUUAGUCACUGCCAUUUGCAGCAAAGGGUAAGAUCAUAGUAUCAUAUUCUCAGACCCGACAGUGUUUUGUUAUGAUGUAAUCCAUUGCAACACCAGAUGGUUUUGUCUAAUGGAGAUAGGUGUGAUUAUUGAGGCAUUAACCCAAGCCAACACUUUAUCUUACUGGUUUCUACUGAGGAUAGGUGUAGAAUGAAUGAUGCCUCAAUGCGUUGGAGAAAAACAUAUGUUACAAAAUAAGUUAUAGAAACUUAAAAAAAAAAAAAUACUUUAGCACUUGUAUUAUUAAAUGUAAAUGUUUAAGAAAUAAUCCGCAUAACUGGAAGGUGCGUUAUAUUUUUUUGUAAAUCUACUUAGAGGUAAUAUUAAUGGUUAAAUUAGAUUUUUAACCCAUUCAGGACUUGCGACAUGUCAAAACUGGCGUAGCGACAAGGCAUUUUUAUGACUUUUCUGUCCUGAACAGAUUCAGGUGCUUUUUAUGCAGUGCUGCAAACUAAAAGGAUAUAUAAAAAAAGCACAAUAUAUUAAAUGACAUUCACCAAAGUCUAGGAAACAUUAUCAUUAACAGUAUGCUGUUUCUUUGAAUUGAUUUGUUUUGAUACGUAUAUUAUAUCACCGAUUUGCUUGUAGAUUUAUUAUGUGCCGAAUUAAAAAAAAAAAUACACUGGGAUAGUACUGGACAAUCAUGAGUUCUACACAAUGCACUAAAAUAAAAAUUAUUUUAUCAAUAUUAUUUUACUGGUGUAGCUUGAAAUAUUUAGCAUAUUGUUUAGAAAAAAAUUAAUAUUAAAAAAAAAUUAUUUUUUCUUUAUAUUAGAACACUAAUAAUUUUUCCAAAUAAUAUAUUCUGACACAGUUUCGAAGACCACCAAAAAUGAUGAGUUUAAAGGUAAAAUACAACCCCAACAAGUCUGUGUGUUGCACUAUAUAAGCAUACAUACAGAAACACUAAACCAUUCUUAGUAGUUUUAACUGUUAUUUUAACGUAUUUUGAAUAUAACAUAUUUCAAAAGGUGUGUCUUCAUGUACGAGUGGGAUAAACAACACCUAAAUUGCAGACUGCAGUGUAUUCCGAAGACUAUUGUCUCUUCCCUACCUUGGCAAAACUAGAUAAGUCACUCUAAGUAAAACAUAAAUGAACAUUGGUAUACCAUCAGUGUUGGUAUAAAAAUAAAUGAACAUAGUAUACCAUCAAACCUGUCCUGUAAAUAUAUUCAGCAUCCGUUGAAAACAUAUAACCUAUGUAAAAAUGGGAUAAUUGCAAAUAUUGAUACAACUGUUAUAAUAACUUUCACACUACAAUUUAUUAAUGUACUACACAGUGCUGUUUGAUUGAGAAUGUAUAAUAGCCCUGUGUGUAAUGUAUAAAUAACUAUCUACAAAAGAGUUUGAUGUAAAGAAGAGAUGAAAUUUGGGGACUAGGAAACUUGAGUCAUUAUUGUUUUCUGCCACUUGGGGGCACUGUUAUUUGUCAAUGUGCCAAAGAGUUUCAUAUUUGUAAAAAGAGCUUUUGGUUGAACCAUCUAUAGAUUCAUGUAAGAGCACAAAGUGUAUUUGAAGGAAACUUUGGAAUUGGGAGUAAUAGUAUACAAAAAAAGUAACAUAUUGUAUAUAGGGCUUGUUUUUAAAGAAAGGUGAUGAUUUGAAAUCCAGAUGGGAGUUUAAAGCUUUUGGGAAA